AUGUCUUACACGAGCUGUUUGAAGAAACAUCCCUAUAGAAUCUUCUUUCGAUAUGGCAACUCCAUCCUCAGAGCUUCUUUAGAGAAAGGCUCCCCACAAAAGUCACUUAUGGACUAUAGCACUUUGCUCCAUUUCACUGCUUUCUGCCCUGAUUACAGAACUUAUGCUCUCCUUCUCAGAGCUUGUGCAAAAUGCUCUGACCUCUAUGCUGCCAUGGAAAUCCAUUGUCAUCUCACUAAAGUUGGGUUGCUAUCUAAUCAGCAUAUAACACCUCCUCUGUUCAAGUUAUAUAUUGCCCAUGAUCACGUGUUGGAAGCACGUGAACUAUUUUGGUCAAUGCUGGAGUGGAGUACCGAUCCCUUCCAUGGCAAUCUGAUGCUUAUGGGAUUCUUGAAGACCGGACAGCUAGAUAAGGCGUAUCAUAUUUUCAAGAGGAUGCCUGUCAAGGACUUGGUAUCUUGGAAUUCAAUGAUUGCCGGUGCAGUAAGGAGCUCACACCUGAAAGAAGCAAUGAAUAUUUUUAGCAGGUUGGUCAGUUCAGGCCUUGUCCCUGAUUGCUUCUCAUUCUCCUCAGUUCUGUCAGCAUGUGCUCGAGCUGGUGCUCGCCGGUAUGGAGUGUGGGUGCAUCAUCUGAUGACUGAACUGGGGGUGGAAAUGAAUCAUAUCUUAACUUCAGCACUUGUUGACAUGUAUGCCAAAUGUGGAAGAAUUGAUGUGGCAACUGAGAUAUUCAAUAAAGUCAAGAGAAACCAUAUUUCUGUCUGGAAUGCAAUGAUUAGUGGCUUGGCAUCGCAUGGUCUUGGCUCCGAUGUAGUGAUUUUGUUCCACAAAUUGAAAAGUGAAGAGCUGGUUCCUGAUGGGGUUACAUUUGUUGCACUCUUGACAGCCUGCAGCCACUGUGGCAUGGUUGAAGAGGCUCACCAAUACUUCAGAUCAAUGACUACAGAGUAUUCUAUCACACCAGAAGUUGAGCACUACGGUGCAUUGGUGGAUACGUUGUCGCGAGCUGGGUUGCUGGAUGAGGCAUACAAGUUGGUAAUGUCGAUGAAUGUAAAGCCUGAUGUUGUGAUAUGGAGGGCAUUACUUAGUGCCUGUCGCAGAUAUCGCCAAACAAAAUUAGGUGAGGUCACUAUUGAGCAUAUGGCAUGCCAUGGCAGUGGGGAUUAUACCCUUCUUUCAAACAUCUAUUCAUCAGCAAAUAGAUGGAAUGAUUCAGAGGAAGUAUGGAAACAGAGGAAACAAAAGAAAAUUAGGAAGAGCAAAGGCUUGAGUUGGGUUGAGUUAGGGGGAAGCACCCAUGAAUUUAAAGCUGGUGAUAGAUCUCAUCCAGACACCGAGGAUAUAUACCUAGUGCUGCAUGGAUUAUGUAAAAGAGCUAAGGUUGAAGGUUAUUCUCCAUUGACUGAACUAGUAACAAAAGAUGUCUCGGAGGAGGAAAGAGAAGAAAACCUUACCUUCCAUAGUGAGAAGCUAGCAGUGGCUUAUAGUGUCCUGAAGACUGGUCCAGGGACAGAAAUAAUGGUUUCAAAGAAUUUGCAGAUUUGCAGUGACUGUCAUGAAUGGAUGAAGAUAAUCUCAAAGGUACUUUGCCGUGUUAUUAUUAUGAGGGAUAGAAUUCGAUUUCACCGGUUUGAAAGAGGAUGCUGCUCCUGCAAGGAUUACUGGUAG
Miscanthus lutarioriparius is the source of this 1668-nucleotide messenger RNA. The record is from the annotation of a GenBank genome assembly. NCBI's taxonomy places the organism in Eukaryota, Viridiplantae, Streptophyta, Magnoliopsida, Poales, Poaceae.